AUGCUGUAUUCGGCGCCGACAUUGAGAACAGCAGCUGCUAGCUGCCGCAUACAAUCAUCAAUCCUCACAUCAUGCACUUAUCAAACAACCUCAUCACCCACCCCUCUUCACACACCCAAUACCGGUAGCGCAAACCCAACCCGAAACUCCAGCUCCAGCUCAAGCUCAAGCAGCUCGCGACCUCGGAUUGUCGUUCCGCUCUACAAACGCAAUGUCACAUAUACCCCCAGCGCAUCCACUAUCCGCUGCUCCUCCACCGAUCGCGCAUCAUCUCCCUCAUCUCGCACCUCCACCUCCACCUCUACUGCACCCAGUACCACCGACACCGACACCGAAGUCCUAAACUGGAAUACAUAUUUCAAGCUACGACGAACUCGUCGAUGGUUCCAACUUGGGUCUUCUAUCGGAACGGGCUUUGGUGGAUUCGCUAUUGGCGCACAGAUACUGACACAUGCCGAUAUGGAUGCGCUUGUGGGACAGAUCCCACUGGAUCCGUUUAUUACGUUGGGAUUAGUGACGUUUGCGUGUGGAGGAGCGGGAUGGUUGACGGGACCGAUAUUGGGGACCGCGGCGUUUAAUGUCAAGAAUAGGAAGUUUAGGGCGCAGAUGGAUGUUAAGGAGAAGGAGUUUUAUGCGAGGGUUAAGAAGUAUAGGGUGGAUCCUAGUGCGAGUUCGAUGGCGAAUCCGGUGCCUGAUUAUUACGGCGAGAAAGUCUCGAGCGUGGCGGGAUAUAGGCAAUGGUUGAAGGAUCAACGAGCUUUCAACAGGAAACGACAGACAUAUGUGUAA
Molecule: messenger RNA, 789 nt
Organism: Sclerotinia borealis F-4128
Lineage: Eukaryota; Fungi; Ascomycota; Leotiomycetes; Helotiales; Sclerotiniaceae
Source: the annotation of a GenBank genome assembly